GGGGGCCUGUGCGGAUGGCAGGGCUGGGGCCUGACCACGGUGGCUCUGAAGAAGUGGGGAGUGACAUGGAGGUGUGGGGCAGCACCUGUGAGGGGCGUGCGCAGGGCGCACUGUCGUCCCUGAUGGAUGUGUCAGAAGGUGUGCUUCUUCACUUAGCACCUGUGCAGGUGGGUCUCUGGAUGGAGGCAACCAGGAGCACCUGCUGCCCUGGCCGGGAGAAUACCUUGUCCCCCUGGGACUGACUCAGAGUCCCAGACUCUCUUGCCUCUGGGGAGAGGCUUUUGUGUCCCUGUGAGCCUUCCCCCGACAUUCUUUCAGGCUCUGAGGGGGAUGGGACCUAGCCCAUUAGGACCCCUCCCUGAGGGAGGGGAAGAUUCCUGAGACCUCCCCCACUCCCCCACCUCCUCACAUGCCACUGGCUUCCCUGCCCCUCCCUGGAAGAGAAAGGUGAUUGUACCCAUUCUGAAGUAGGGCAAACUGAGAAUGUAUGGCUGGCUCAGGAGAGGAUGCUGGGUGUGGAUUUUCAGCAGUUCUUUGGGCCAAGGCUAGGGCUGGAGUCUGGGGGAGGUUUGUGACUCGGAACCUUGGACCUUAGCUCAUCUGCCUGGUCCAGGGUGGGUGGGUGCUGAGUCUGGGGCUUUACUUGGCUUUCCCAAUCCUGGUGGGUCCUGCUCCCCGCUCCAGGCACUGACCUGUGGCCUGGAUCCACCCUCCAUCCCAUGUGCAGUUCCGCUGGGGUGGGUGGAGGGCGGGGCUACUGCCAGAUCUAGUCAGACAGGUGGAGCCGCCAGGGCAGGAGUCUCAAAGAGCCAGGCUCCAGGAGAGGAAGGGCUCCACGAGAGGAGAGAGGACAGCACCGAGAGGACAGGCUGGAGAGUCCUUAGCCAGGAUGGAGGCCGUGGUGAACGUGUACCAGGAGAUGAUGAAGCAUGCAGAUCCCCGGAUCCAGGGCUACCCUCUGAUGGGAUCCCCCCUGCUGAUGACCUCCAUCCUCCUGACCUACGUGUACUUCGUUCUCUCUCUUGGGCCUCGCAUCAUGGCUAAUCGGAAGCCCUUCCAGCUCCGUGGCUUCAUGAUUGUCUACAACUUCUCACUCGUGGCAUUCUCCUUCUACAUUGUCUAUGAGUUCCUGAUGUCUGGCUGGCUGAGUACCUAUACCUGGCGCUGUGACCCUGUGGACUAUUCCAAUAGCCCUGAGGCACUUAGGAUGGUUCGAGUGGCCUGGCUCUUCCUCUUCUCCAAGUUCAUUGAGCUGAUGGACACAGUGAUCUUUAUUCUCCGGAAGAAGGAGGAGCAGGUGACCUUCCUACAUGUCUUCCAUCACUCAGUGCUUCCCUGGAGCUGGUGGUGGGGGAUAAAGAUUGCCCCAGGAGGAAUGGGCUCUUUCCAUGCCAUGAUAAACUCCUCUGUGCAUGUUGUCAUGUACCUCUACUAUGGGUUAUCUGCCCUCGGCCCUGUGGCUCAGCCCUACCUGUGGUGGAAAAAGCACAUGACAGCCAUCCAACUGAUCCAGUUUGUGCUGGUCUCACUGCACAUCUCCCAGUACUACUUCAUGCCUAGCUGUAACUACCAGUACCCAGUCAUUAUCCACCUCAUCUGGAUGUAUGGCACCAUCUUCUUCGUGCUCUUCUCCAAUUUCUGGUAUCAGUCUUACACCAAAGGCAAGCGGCUGCCCCGUGUACUUCAGCAAAACGGAGCUCCAGGUAUUGCCAAGGUCAAGGCCAACUGAGAAACAUGGCCUGGAUAGGCGCCCACCUAAGUGCCUCAGGACUGCACCUUGGGCAGCAUCUGUCAGUGCCCUCGCUGCCUACACCUGUGACCAGGGCAUGCGUGGUCAGGACUGAGCAGGGGACUGGCCCUCCCCUCCCCACAAUGGUCUACAGGGACCGCCGCUUCCGUUCCUUCCUCACCCACUUCCCCCGGCCAGCUCCAGGGAUGUGGCCUCAUUGCCCUCUGCCACUCCAGAGCUGGGGGCUAAAAGGGCUGGACACUUACUUCCCCUUCUCUGCCUUAAACUUGGGAGAGGAGCACUCAGGGCUGGCCCCCACCAGGGUCUUGUGGCCUUUUUCCUCACACUGAAGAGGUCAGCAAUAAUCUGUCACUGUGGACCCAGUUUCCCUCCUCCACCCCACACUGAAGCAGUAGCUUCUGGGCCAAAGGUCAGGGUGGGUGGGGGCCUGGGAAUACAGCCUGUGGAGGCUUACUCACUUGUGUCUUAAUUAAAAGUGACAGAGGAAACCA
Messenger RNA from Lemur catta (Ring-tailed lemur), 2241 nucleotides. RefSeq names its product ELOVL fatty acid elongase 1 (gene ELOVL1). Gene Ontology annotation, biological process: very long-chain fatty acid biosynthetic process; fatty acid elongation, polyunsaturated fatty acid; fatty acid elongation, saturated fatty acid. Bases 890 to 1729 code for a protein of 279 amino acids. The transcript has 8 exons. Gene Ontology annotation, cellular component: endoplasmic reticulum membrane; endoplasmic reticulum. The record is from RefSeq and is a predicted model, not a curated record. Gene Ontology annotation, molecular function: fatty acid elongase activity. Lineage: Eukaryota; Metazoa; Chordata; Mammalia; Primates; Lemuridae.